Messenger RNA from Rosa rugosa (rugosa rose), 6261 nucleotides. Its product is annotated as ABC transporter A family member 1. The record is from RefSeq and is a predicted model, not a curated record. NCBI's taxonomy places the organism in Eukaryota, Viridiplantae, Streptophyta, Magnoliopsida, Rosales, Rosaceae. The transcript is spliced from 40 exons. The coding region runs from base 289 to 6072 and encodes 1927 amino acids. Gene Ontology annotation, cellular component: membrane; intracellular membrane-bounded organelle. Gene Ontology annotation, molecular function: ATP binding; ABC-type transporter activity; lipid carrier activity. Gene Ontology annotation, biological process: transmembrane transport; lipid transport.
CUUGUCAAAAACCAAAAAGGAAAAUUCCACUCCCUUUUGUCCGUUACAAUUUUCUUCACCUUCUCUCUCUCUUCUCUCUUGCUCAGCUCUCAAGUUUCAGGCUCCCACAGCACAGAUGUCUUCCUCAAACUAACAAAAGCAUUUCCCAGUUGCCACCUCCUCCUUCCUUCCCUCGGAGUCUACGCCACACACUCUCUCUCUCUAGUCUCCCAUACACAGAGAGAGAGAAUCAGAACACAGAAAUAGAGAAUCGAAAGAGAGAAUCAGAAUUAGCUAGGGCUUUGGAGAAUGGGGACCGGAACGAGACAGCUCAAGGCUAUGCUUCGCAAGAAUUGGCUUCUCAAAAUUCGUCACCCUUUCGUCACCUGCGCUGAGAUAUUACUCCCCACUGUAGUAAUGUUGAUGCUCAUAGCUGUAAGGACACAUGUUGAUACGCAGAUUCACCCUUCACAGCCGGAAAUAAGGGAACAAAAGAAAUUGAAACCUCACAAUACUAUGGGCAUUUUUUUUUUUUUUUGGUUUUCAAUGGAAUGCUGCUUUCAAGUGAGAAGUACUAUUUGUUCUAAUCGAUCCAGAUAUAUCCGGAAAGGGAUGUUGGUGGAAGUGGGCAAAGGAAUAUCCCCUAAUUUUGAGCAAGUGUUGGAAUUACUAUUGAAGAAGGAAGAGAUUUUGGCUUUUGCACCAGACACAGAAGAGACAAGGUCAAUGAUCAACGUGAUGUCGAUGAAAUUUCCUCUCUUGAAGCGUGUUUCUAGAGUUUACAAAGAUGAGCAGGAGCUGGAAACCUAUAUACGCUCAAAUCUCUAUGGUACCUGCAAUCAAAUCAUGAAUUGCUCGAACCCAAAAAUCAAAGGAGCGGUAGUAUUUCACGAUCAAGGUCCUCAACUUUUUGAUUAUAGCAUACGUCUUAAUCACACAUGGGCUUUCUCGGGAUUUCCUGAUGUUAAAUCGAUCAUGGACACAAAUGGUCCUUACUUAAAUGACUUGGAACUGGGCGUGAGUACUGUACCGACAAUGCAAUACAGCUGCAGUGGAUUUUUAACUCUCCAGCAAGCACUAGACUCUUUUAUAAUUUUUGCGGCCCAGCAAUCGGAUACCAGAAAUAUAGAACUUCCUACUUCGCUGUCCUCUAGCACACCUUCCUCUCUCAAAGUUCCAUGGACGCGAUAUGGUCCGUCAAACAUCCGUAUAGUCCCGUUUCCAACUCGUGAAUACACUGAUGAUGAGUUCCAGUCCAUCAUAAAAAGUGUCAUGGGUGUACUGUAUCUUUUGGGAUUUCUCUAUCCAAUUUCGCGCUUGAUCAGCUAUUCUGUGUUUGAGAAGGAACAAAAGAUAAGAGAAGGUCUUUAUAUGAUGGGGCUGAAAGAUGGGGUAUUCCAUCUAUCGUGGUUCAUUGCAUAUGCUUUGCAGUUCGCAGUUUCUUCUCUUAUUAUUACAGUUUGCACGAUGGAUAACCUUUUCAAGUAUAGUGACAAGUCAGUGGUGUUCAUUUACUUCUUCUUUUUCGGAAUAAGCGCGAUUAUGCUGUCAUUUUUAAUCUCUACAUUCUUCGAACGAGCGAAGACAGCGGUUGCGGUUGGGACCCUUGCUUUCUUGGGUGCUUUUUUCCCAUACUACUCUGUCAAUGACGAGUCUGUUCCUAUGAUUCUAAAGGUCAUUGCCUCUCUGCUUUCACCUACGGCUUUUGCUCUGGGGUCAAUCAACUUUGCUGAUUAUGAGCGUGCUCAUGUUGGCCUUCGUUGGAGCAAUAUAUGGCGGGCAUCAUCCGGAGUGAAUUUUUCAGUCUGUCUCCUGAUGAUGUUGCUCGAUGCGUUGCUGUACUGUGUAAUUGGUCUUUACCUAGAUAAGGUACUUCCGAGAGAGAAUGGAGUUAGGUAUCCCUGGAACUUCAUUUUUCAGAAGUGUUUUUGGAAGAAUCCAAAUAUUAACAAACACCACAACUCCAGUCCAGAAGUUCAUAUUCGUGACAAGGAAUCCCAGAAGGCAAUGUUUUCUCGGAAAGAAAAUGCUAAAGCUGCUGUGGAAGCAAUAACCUUCGAUAUGAGACAACAAGAGCUUGACCAUAGAUGCAUCCAAAUAAGGAAUCUGCAUAAGGUUUAUGCUAGUAAAAAGGGGAAAUGUUGUGCUGUCAACUCAUUACAGCUCACCAUGUAUGAAAAUCAGAUUCUUGCUCUUCUAGGACAUAAUGGAGCCGGUAAAAGCACAACGAUAUCAAUGCUUGUUGGCCUUCUUCGUCCUACUUCAGGGGAUGCUAUGGUGUUUGGAAAAAAUAUUAUGACAGACAUGGAGGAGAUACGGAAAGAGUUGGGUGUAUGCCCUCAGCAUGAUAUCCUUUUUCCAGAAUUGACGGUGAAGGAGCACUUGGAAAUAUUUGCUAUAUUGAAAGGUGUGCAGGAAGAUUUUCUGAACAGCGUUGUUAUUGAUAUGGUUGACCAAGUAGGGUUGGCCGAUAAAAUCAACACUGCUGUUAUGGCUCUUUCUGGAGGAAUGAAGAGGAAGUUGUCUCUUGGAAUUGCACUAAUUGGAAAUAGUAAGGUUAUAAUUCUUGAUGAACCUACUAGUGGAAUGGAUCCAUACUCUAUGCGCUUGACUUGGCAAUUAAUAAAAAAGAUUAGAAAGGGCAGGAUAGUAUUACUGACAACACACUCAAUGGAUGAAGCUGAGGCACUUGGAGAUCGCAUAGCCAUCAUGGCCAAUGGUUCUUUGAAAUGCUGCGGAAGUUCCCUUUUCUUGAAGCAUCAGUAUGGGGUUGGUUAUACUCUAACUCUAGUGAAGUCUGCACCCACUGCCUCUAUGGCUGCUGAUAUUGUUUACCGCCAUAUCCCAUCAGCAACGUGUGUGAGUGAGGUUGGAACUGAGAUUUCCUUUAAGCUUCCAUUGGCAUCCUCUACAUCCUUCGAAAGUAUGUUUAGAGAAAUUGAGAGUUGCAUGGGAUCAUCCACAUCAAACUUAGAAACAAGUUGUGAUGAGAAGGACUAUAUUGGCAUUGAAAGUUAUGGCAUAUCUGUCACAACUUUGGAGGAGGUGUUCCUGAGGGUUGCAGGAUGCGAUUAUGACGAAGCUGCUUGUUUUGACCAGAAGAAUGGUCCACUGUGCCCUGAGUCUCUGAUUUCUCAAACUUCUCAUGAUCCUACCCACAAACAGAUUCUUCACUCGAAGAAAUCUUUUGCUUAUUAUAAAGAGAUUCUUGGGGUCUUAUUUACAAUGGUGGGAAGAGCCUGUGGUUUAAUUUUUGCUACAGUGUUAAGUUUCUUAAACUUCUUAGGUGUGCAAUGCUGUGGCUGUUGUAUCAUUUCAAGGUCAACAUUUUGGAGGCAUUCUAAAGCAUUAUUCAAAAAGAGGGCAAUAUCUGCCCGCAGAGACCGUAAAACAAUUGUUUUCCAGCUUGUAAUUCCUGCAGUUUUCUUAUUUUUUGGCCUUUUAUUUCUCAAGCUCAAGCCACAUCCUGAUCAGGAGUCUGUUACCUUCACAACUUCACAUUUUAAUCCACUAUUACGUGGUGGUGGUGGUGGUGGUCCAAUUCCUUUUGAUCUAUCCCGGCCUAUUGCACAGGAGGUUGCAGAAUACAUAGAAGGGGGUUGGAUACAAACCUUCAAACCUAGUGGGUAUAAAUUCCCCAACUCAGAGAAGGCAUUGAAUGAUGCAAUUGAGGUAGCAGGGGAAACUCUGGGACCUGCUUUACUUUCAAUGAGUGAAUUUUUGAUGUCCAGCUUUAAUGAAUCUUACCAGUCAAGGUAUGGCGCAGUUGUGAUGGAUGAUCAGAGUGAUGAUGGGAGUUUAGGGUACACUGUGCUACACAACAGUUCCUGUCAGCAUGCUGCCCCAACCUUUAUCAAUUUAGUAAAUGCUGCAAUUCUUCGGCUUGCUUCUCGUAAUAAGAAUGUGACAAUUCAAACACGCAAUCACCCUUUGCCAAUGACAAAAAGUCAACAUCUGCAACGGCAUGAUUUGGAUGCUUUCUCUGCUGCAGUUAUUGUUAGUAUCGCCUUCUCCUUCAUUCCUGCGUCAUUUGCUGUUCCUAUAGUGAAGGAACGUGAAGUAAAAGCUAAACACCAACAACUUAUUAGUGGAGUUUCCGUACUGUCAUAUUGGACUUCUACAUACAUAUGGGACUUCAUCAGCUUCCUCUUUCCUUCAUCUUUUGCCAUAGUUCUUUUUUACAUAUUUGGUCUGGACCAGUUUAUUGGAAGGGGAUGUUUACUGUCGACUGUCGUCAUGUUUUUAGCAUACGGAUUAGCAAUUGCAUCAUCAACAUACUGCCUUACGUUUUUCUUUUCUGAUCACACUAUGGCUCAGAAUGUGGUUCUCUUGGUCCACUUUUUCACGGGACUCAUUCUUAUGGUUAUCUCAUUCAUUAUGGGGCUUAUAAAGACGACGACAAGUGCAAAUUCUUUUCUUAAGAACUUUUUCAGAUUAUCUCCAGGAUUUUGCUUUGCUGACGGACUCGCUUCACUGGCUCUUCUACGUCAAGAUAUGAAAAAUAAAAGCAAUAAGGCCUUUGAUUGGAAUGUUACUGGUGGCUCAAUCUGCUACCUUUGUAUUGAGAGCAUUUGUUACUUCCUUUUGGCACUUGGUCUUGAAAUCUUGCCCUUCAAUAAAUUGACACUAGCCACACUCAAGGAGUGGUGGAAGAGUAUUAAAAGUAUCCCACCUAGCACUUCAAGUUAUCGAGAGCCCCUUCUGACUUCUUCCGCAGAAUCUGUCACUCUGGACCUUGAUGAGGACACAGAUGUGAAGGCAGAAAGAACUAGGGUACUUUCAGGUUCCAUUGACAAUGCCAUCAUCUACUUGCGUAAUCUUCGUAAGGUGUAUCCAGGAGGACAGCAGCAUGCUACAAAGGUUGCGGUACAUUCAUUGACUUUUUCAGUUCAAGAAGGGGAAUGUUUCGGUUUUUUAGGAACAAAUGGAGCUGGGAAGACCACAACUCUGUCUAUGUUGACUGGUGAGGAAUCUCCUACGGAUGGGACUGCUUGUAUAUUUGGCAAGGAUAUUUCCUCCAAUCCCAAGGCUGCUCGUCAACAUAUUGGGUUUUGCCCACAGUUUGAUGCUCUGUUAGAAUAUUUAACUGUUCAAGAGCAUCUUGAGCUUUAUGCCACGAUAAAAGGAGUACCAGAUAAUAAGAUAGCUGAGGUUGUAAUGGAAAAGUUGGUGGAGUUUGACUUGUUAAAGCAUGCCGGCAAACCAUCAUUUUCCCUCAGUGGGGGAAACAAGCGAAAAUUAUCUGUUGCAAUUGCUAUGAUUGGAGAUCCUCCUAUAGUUAUUCUUGAUGAACCAUCAACAGGUAUGGAUCCAAUUGCCAAAAGAUUCAUGUGGGAAGUGAUAUCUCGUUUAUCGACCAGACGAGGAAAGACAGCAGUGAUACUGACUACCCAUAGUAUGAAUGAAGCUCAAGCUCUGUGCACCCGUAUCGGAAUCAUGGUUGGAGGCCAAUUACGGUGCAUUGGAAGUCCCCAGCAUUUAAAAACUCGAUUUGGAAAUCAUCUUGAGCUAGAGGUUAAACCUAUUGAAGUCAGCUCUGUGGACUUGGACAAGCUUUGCCGAGUUAUCCAAGAAAGCCUCUCAUAUGUUCCUUCUCAUCCAAUGAGCUUACUUGAUGGCCUUGAAGUCUGCAUUGGUGCCACUGACUCCAUUGUGGCAGAAAAUGCAUCGGUGGCAGAGAUUAGUUUAUCACGAGAAAUGAUAAUUAUGAUUGGACGAUGGCUUGGGAAUGAAGAAAGAAUAAAGCCGCUUAUAUCUUCAACACCACUUUCAGAUGGGGUGCUUGGUGAACAGUUAUUUGAGCAGUUAGAUCGAGAUGGUGGGAUACCGUUGCCAAUAUUUUCUGAAUGGUGGCUGUUCAAUGACAAGUUUUCAGCAAUCGAUUCAUUUGUCCUAUCAUCAUUUCCUGGUGCAAUGUUCCAGGGAAUGAAUGGCUUGAGUGUUAAAUAUCAGUUGCCUUGUGGUCCGCACCUCUCUCUUGCUGAUGUAUUUGGACACCUUGAACGGAAAAGAAACCGCCUUGGCAUCGCAGAGUACAGUAUUAGCCAGUCCACUCUGGAGACCAUAUUCAAUCAUUUUGCAGCCAACUCUUGAGAUCUAUAUCAUCUAUUGGAACAUAUAUUAUUCAGCAUAGUUUAACAGAACUAAUCAAGUUGUUAACAAGUAGAAGCAGCUCUCUUGUUCUUCUUAGAGUUGAGCUCGUCUGAUGAGUUGUGAAUAUUAGAAACAGCAUAUUGUACAUAGUUAACUUUGGUGAAAUGCAAUCUUUGAAAAUUACGGGUC